CCUUUCUUUGCGCUCACGUUGGCCUCUUCUGAUUGGCUGCGCCGAUAGUCAGCCUCUUACACAUUAAUCGCUAUACUGCCCCCCUGUGGACCGGAAGCUGCUGAGCCGUCGUCUCUGCACUGCAGUCAGCGCUGCUUGCACAUUUGGCGUAGGAAGGUCACGUUAUAAAGCGGCUCGUCACUAGCGGCUGCUGGAGAGGAGAGAGGGGGACUGCGCAAAAAACCACGGUCCGGAUUUGUGCCUGGCUGACGUCAUGGGGAGCCACAGAGCUCUCUGACAGGAUCCAACACCGACAAGAACCCGGUGGUGGGGUGGGGGGGAUACACGAUCAACAUCCAGCAGGGCCGGGAGACGAGCACAUCGCCGUUUAGUGCCACAUACUAUCACGUAGAGUAAAGCCAGGAACUGCGGAGCACCACGAAAGCGCUUCCCCGGUGUUAAAGGGACUACCACAGCUGUUUUCUGCCUCAAAAUACAAGCUCGCACUGUUGGCCGGGGAGGGAUAAGCAGCCAGAGAACAACUACUAAUCCCCGGAACGGUCACAUUCACGGCGGGGCUUGGACCCGACAGAAAUGGACAGGGCAGCACGAACUGGAUUAAAUGAUAGGGAGUAAAGAGACGCAGCGCACAAAGCGGACCUGAAGUGUUAUGCCCGUUAACCCGUGCCGUCUUUAUUUGACUGGAAAUGGGAGCUUUAACAAGCAGACAAAACAUAGGCGUGGAAGAAGUGGACAUCCCGUCCAAUUCGGUGUAUCGCUACCCACCGAAAUCUGGCAGUUACUUUGCCAGCCAUUUCAUCAUGGGGGGAGAGAAGUUUGACUCCACCCAUCCAGAGGGUUACCUGUUCGGGGAAAACACAGACCUUAACUUCCUGGGGACCAGACCAGUAGCGUUCCCGUAUGCAGCCCCUCCACCUCAGGAACCAGUAAAGACGCUACGAAGCCUUAUUAACAUUCGAAAGGACACCCUGCGACUCGUACGCUGCAGUGAGGACCUGAAGCUGCCUGGUGACGAGGCAGCUGGGAAGACCAGAGCCUGCUACAAUGUCGAGUUCACCUUUGAUGCUGACACACAGGUGGCCAUCACCAUCUACUACCAGGCCAUAGAGGAGUUUCACAACGGAGUGCCAGUUUACCUGCCACAGGACAGCUCGCUGCAGUCUGAGACAGUGCACUUCAAACGGGGAGUUUGCCAGCAGUUCUGUCUGCCAUCACACACGGUCAACCUCAGCGAAUGGGCCGACGAUGAGCUGCUGUUUGAUAUGGACAAGGAAGUCUUCCCCAUGGUUGUGCAGGCUGUUGUAGAUGAGGGAGAAGACCAUUUGGGCCACUCUCACAUACUACUAGCUACAUUUGAAAAGCACAUGGAUGGGAGCUACUGUGUGAAGCCUCUGAAGCAGAAACAAGUGGUGGAUGGUGUGAGUUAUCUGCUGCAGGAGAUCUAUGGGAUAGAGAACAAAUACAACAGUCAGGAAUCAAAGGUUGCGGACGACGAGAUCAGCGACAACAGUGCGGAGUGUGUUGUGUGUUUAUCUGAUGUACGAGACACACUCAUCCUGCCAUGCAGACACCUGUGUCUCUGCAAUGCCUGCGCAGACACACUGCGCUACCAAGCCAACUGCUGCCCUAUCUGCAGACUGCCAUUCAGAGCUCUGCUGCAGAUUCGAGCAAUUAGGAAGAAACUCAGUCCUCUGUCACCUACCAGCUUUAACCCUGUCAUCACUUCCCAGACCUCUGACUCAGAGGAACACUCGGCGUCAGAGCAUAUCCCUCCAGGUUAUGAGGCGGUGUCUCUCUUGGAGGCCUUGAAUGGCCCCCUCAAUACCACCUCAGUAGCUCCUCCUCCUCUCCACUCUGGUCCCAGCCACGUCUCUGGAGCCCUUCCGCCAUAUAACAGCGAGCCUCAUCCGGCACCUGCCCGUUCACUCUCUCCUCUAGACCACUCCAACUCCAGUCAGGCACUCAAACUCAAGAAGAGCGGUUCAAAGUCACUUUCCCAGAAUUCCUCUGUGCUUCCUGAAGAGGAUGAGAAGUCUUGCAGUGAAUCUGAGGCCUGUCGCCACAAACUCGUUGUAGACCAGCAGGAGUGCGGAGUAACUCCAGACAGUGAGAACCUGACUUUCUCCUCAUCUGGAGCCAUCGACCAGUCAUCCUGCACCGGCACCCCUCUCUCCUCCACCAUUACCUCCCCGGAAGACCCAGUGAGCAUCAGCCUGGCCCAGUCAGUGAUGUCCAUGGCCUCGUCCCACUCCCAGCACUCCCACAUCAGCACUGACACCAUGUCCUCCAUGUCAGGGUCCUACCUGGCCGGGGCCGAAGGCGAACCCGGGGGGGACGAGGGGGGAGAUGUAGACUGCGAGGAGAACCAGGACGCCCCCAUGGAGAACCGAAGACCGUCACAGCAGGACAGGGAUUUUGCUAAAGAGCCAAAGGAACAAAACUACUCAGUGGCUGUAGAGGAGCAGGACUCAGAGGGAAAUGAUGUCACUGAAGAGGAUUGCUCCUCUCCAUCUAAUGGGAAAGGUGGGCGGAGCAGGUGUCCAGAGUUGGCCAAUAACAAUCAGGGCGUCGCCCUCUGUGACACGCCCUCUUUGGGGUUGGAUAAUGAGCAGGCUCCCAACAGCCGUUUCGCCGACCUAUUGUACCUCGGGGGCUACAGGCCUGUUUUGGAGCCCCUCCCCCACCACAACUCCACCAGCAAUAUGAACCUGGAGGAGCAGGGGGCAGAGAGCAGGGACGGCCAGAGUCCUAAACAUCCCCGCCGCGGACCACUCAUUGUGUAACACAUAAAAACACACCCCAAUCUAAACUUACCCAUCCAGUCAGCUCUUCUUAACCCUGCCAUAGUGCUGCAACGCUGGAUACUGUCCUCGCUGAACAGGGACUCACGUCCCCAUCUGUCUCAACAUUUCUUGGAUUGAUUCUUGAGUGGAAUGAGGAGGAAAGAGGAAUCACCUCUCCAUUGUCUGUGCACUUUUAUCUCGCAGGAGUUUCCUUGUUUUCUUGUCUGUGACCUAACUUGUUGUGGGAAUGAUUAGCCUACUGCUACGUUAUUAUUUAUUGCCUGUAGGUUUAAUGAGAGCUGUGUAUUGUGACACUAUCUUUAGAAAAAUAUAUGCUGCUCCUCUUCUCUCUUUUUCCCCUUCUUCCUAUUACCAGCUAAACAGUCAGGGGCUACUGUGAUCGGCAAUCGGAUUUAUUACUAGCGUACUUCUCCUUCUCUGUUGUAAACUGUAUGCCUAACGAGUGGUCGGACACUUUGACGCUAAAAGUCGGCUGACACCGGACUACCUUACCUUACUGAACUAGAAAGUGCUGACCCCUCUCUUCUCAUCAGGGAGCUCCUGUCUCGACUUCGCAUGCAGCUUUUCCGAGUUUUCCUCUCAUUUUCGCCUUGCUUUUGACACACCUGUGCUGAAUGUCAAUUCAGAAGUGGUCAGACUCAUACGGCGGUCGAUGAGCCAAGGUAUGGUGGCCAAAAUGAACAGAGAUGGACUGGAGAAAAAAAAAAGAUGCCACACAGAAUGUAGGACGAUAAUCUCUUAGAAAGGGGGAAUGUACGUGACAUCUGAAAUGUCACCUAACUGGAAUCAAACACAAACUUUGACACACACAUCAUUGCCACCCUCUCCAUCUGAAGCUCCAUUUUAGCAUGUCAGUAUUAUAGUAUUGAAAUCAACAAGUACCACCGAGCAAUAAAGACACUGCAUCUCCUUUUCCUGCACUAGGAUGCCUGUUUGCGGUUCAAACAGUGGCAAAACUGUUUGCACUGCCCGGUCAUAUUCAGACCCUUCAGUGUGUUUGUUAUUUUUUAUUUCAGUGUUGCCAUUGUAAAGGGAUUUCUUGUGACACAGGCAUCAUACAGUGAAGACUUAGCCCACACUUUUUUGUUCAUCGUCAUGCUUCCCAGUUUGUAUCAUCCCCUUGAGCCUGUUUCUUCCUGUUUGUGAAGCUUUUAGUCGUGAGAUACACUUUAAUGCAUAUCUCACCUGUUGUUUCUGUGUUUUAAGUUGUUGCAGAACACUGUGUUGUUUAUUAGAAUGUGGAUGAAAAUAUGUGAAAAAUUUGUAAAGGUUUACACACGUUAUGAAUAAUUGAAAAGGGACGAUAUCAACAUUUAAUGCACUAUUAGCUGAUUCCUAGACGACACACUCGGCGGUGCAUGAGGCGACAGUAGAGUAAGCAUGUUAGUCUAGGUCAGCCCGCACCCUACUGUAGACUUGAUGGAUCACUGCACACGCAUAAAGCAGUACCAUAUUCUUCUGUAGUGUUAUAUAUCAGUUUCUGGCACCCUAUUCCCUUGGCUGUUAAGGUCAGGACUACUGCACUACUAUAACCAAGCUGCAAACAGUCACAUGAUCACAGUCCGAAUGUGUUAAUGAAGCUGUAUUACGGCACCAGUCGCAGUAUGAUAUCAAAGGGAUGGGUCCCAAGUCUGCAAGACCCCACUUUUCUAGAGUGAAAAUGUCAAAGAAGACUUUGAACAGACAAUAAAGUUUUUGCAACUAAA
Archocentrus centrarchus (flier cichlid) is the source of this 4510-nucleotide messenger RNA. It is a transcript of the gene rnf157, whose product is annotated as ring finger protein 157. The record is from RefSeq and is a predicted model, not a curated record. Bases 687 to 2783 code for a protein of 698 amino acids. Lineage: Eukaryota; Metazoa; Chordata; Actinopteri; Cichliformes; Cichlidae. The transcript is spliced from 20 exons. Gene Ontology annotation, molecular function: ubiquitin protein ligase activity. Gene Ontology annotation, biological process: protein ubiquitination. Gene Ontology annotation, cellular component: cytoplasm.